AUGCUCAGUGUCCUCUCGACAAGUUGGCAGCAACAACACGGCCCUGGUCGUCGUCGCCGCUGCGGUAACGGAGCGGCUCGGGUGGCGGAGCCCGCGUUCGCGCCCGCCCGCUCUCCUCUGGAGACCCUUGCCGUCCUCCCCUCGGCUCUGCGGCCUCCCAGGGGGUAGGAGCCGGUGAGGGGAGCCGGGCGCCCCGCGAGAGAGACCCCCCCGCCGCGGGGCGGCCCGGGAGCUCGAGGCGGUCCGGCCCGCGCGGGCAGCGGCGCGGCGCCGAGGAGGGGCGGCCUGGCCCGGACGCCUUGGGGCGGGGGCCCAGGAGCGCUCCGGGCCGCCCGGGGAAGCAACUGGCCCUGCGCGUCCGCGGACAAGCAGCGGCGGGAGAGCGGACUCCCCUCGCCACCGCCCGAGCCUAGGUUAUCCUGAAUACAUGUCUAACAAUUUUCCUCGCAUCGUCAGCCAUUGUUUUUCACUGCCUCUAAAAGAUAAAAGUUGCUCCGGAAAUUGGAGACAUAUUUGAUUUAAAAGAAAAAACUUGAACAAAUGGACAAUAUGUCUAUUACGAAUACACCAACAAGUAAUGAUGCCUGUCUGAGCAUUGUGCAUAGUUUGAUGUGCCAUAGACAAGGUGGAGAGAGUGAAACAUUUGCAAAAAGAGCAAUUGAAAGUUUGGUAAAGAAGCUGAAGGAGAAAAAAGAUGAAUUGGAUUCCUUAAUAACAGCUAUAACUACAAAUGGAGCUCAUCCUAGUAAAUGUGUUACCAUACAGAGAACGUUGGAUGGAAGGCUUCAGGUGGCUGGUAGGAAAGGAUUUCCUCAUGUGAUUUAUGCUCGUCUCUGGAGGUGGCCUGAUCUUCAUAAAAAUGAACUAAAACAUGUUAAAUACUGUCAGUAUGCCUUUGACUUAAAAUGUGAUAGUGUCUGUGUGAAUCCAUAUCACUAUGAACGAGUUGUAUCACCUGGAAUUGAUCUCUCAGGAUUAACACUGCAGAAUACUGGUCCACCACCAAGUAUGUUGGUAAAGGAUGAAUAUGUUCAUGACUUUGAGGGACAGCCAUCGUUAUCCAGUGAAGGACAUUCAAUUCAAACCAUCCAGCAUCCACCAAGUAAUCGUGCAUCGACAGAGACAUAUAGCACCCCGGCUCUGUUAGCCCCAUCUGAGUCUAAUGCUACCAGCAACGCCAACUUUCCCAACAUUCCUGUGGCUUCCACAAGUCAGCCUGCUAGUAUACUAGCAGGCAGCCAUAGUGAAGGACUGUUGCAGAUAGCAUCAGGGCCUCAGCCAGGACAGCAGCAGAAUGGAUUUACUGGUCAGCCAGCUACUUACCAUCAUAACAGCACUACCACCUGGACUGGAAGUAGGACUGCACCAUACACACCUAAUUUGCCUCACCACCAAAACGGCCAUCUUCAGCACCACCCGCCUAUGCCGCCCCAUCCCGGACAUUACUGGCCAGUUCACAAUGAGCUUGCAUUCCAGCCUCCCAUUUCCAAUCAUCCUGCUCCUGAGUAUUGGUGUUCCAUUGCUUACUUUGAAAUGGAUGUUCAGGUAGGAGAGACAUUUAAGGUUCCUUCAAGCUGCCCUAUCGUUACUGUUGAUGGAUAUGUGGACCCUUCAGGAGGAGAUCGCUUUUGCUUGGGUCAACUCUCCAAUGUCCACAGGACAGAAGCCAUUGAGAGAGCAAGGUUGCACAUAGGCAAAGGUGUGCAGUUGGAAUGUAAAGGUGAAGGUGACGUUUGGGUCAGGUGCCUUAGUGACCACGCGGUCUUUGUACAGAGUUACUACUUAGACAGAGAAGCCGGGCGUGCACCUGGAGAUGCUGUUCAUAAGAUCUACCCCAGUGCAUAUAUAAAGGUCUUUGAUCUGCGUCAGUGUCAUCGACAGAUGCAGCAGCAGGCGGCCACGGCACAAGCUGCAGCAGCCGCCCAGGCCGCAGCCGUGGCAGGAAACAUCCCUGGGCCAGGAUCAGUAGGUGGAAUAGCUCCAGCCAUCAGUCUGUCAGCUGCUGCUGGAAUCGGUGUUGAUGACCUUCGUCGCUUAUGCAUACUCAGGAUGAGUUUUGUGAAAGGCUGGGGACCAGAUUACCCAAGACAGAGCAUCAAGGAGACCCCUUGCUGGAUUGAGAUUCACUUACACCGGGCCCUCCAGCUCCUAGACGAAGUACUUCACACCAUGCCAAUUGCAGACCCACAGCCUCUAGACUGAGGUCUUUUACUGCUGGGGCCCUUAACAUUAGCAGGAUGGUGGACUAUAAAAUACAAUCCUGUUUAUAAUCUGAAGAUAUAUUUCACUUUUGUUCUGCUUUAUCUUUUCAUAAAGGGUUGGAAUAUGUGUUUGCUGCCUUGCUCCUAGCAGACAGAAACUGGAUUAAAACAAUUUUUUGCCCCUAUUUAGAACUUUUCAGGCAUGGCUCAAAGCUUGAAGAUUAGGAAAAACACAUUCUUAUUAAAUCUUCACCAGUUAUGUAUGAAGGAAUCAUUCCUGUGCUGGAAAGUUUAGCCCUUUAAAACGUCUUAGAGCCUUUUAUAUGCAGAACAUUGAUAGCUGUUAUUCUACAGAAUAAAUCCAAUAUUACUGAUUUUAAAGGCAGAGAAGUUCUCAAAGUUAAUUCACCUAUGUUAUUUUGUGUGCAAGUUGUUAUUGUUAAACUUAGUUUACUCCAAAAAUAUUGUGCCAUGUGGGUGAGUUAAUUUUACCAAGAGCAACUUUACUCUGUGUUUAAAAAAUAAGAUAGUAAUGUAUUAUAACCUUUCAUCCAAGAUAUUUUUUUCAAGUUAAACUAGUGAAGAUGAUUUCACAAUUCAGAUUGUCUUGCAACUUCAGUUUUAUUUUUGCCAAGGCAAAAAACACUAAUCUGUGUGUAUAUUGAGAAUUCCUUAGAAUUACCAGACAAAGAAAUGCCAUUUAAAUUACAUUUGUUAUCCCUAAUGGAUGACUAUUUAUCAAGAAGUAUACGUUUGCCCUGUUAAACAGUAGGUGUAUUCUUCUGUAUUUCUAGGCACACUGUUGAUUACUGUGAAGCCUAGAAAAGGAAUUUCUUUUUCCUUCAUUAAUUCAUAGGGAAAGGUUUUGUAUUUUUAAAAACACUAAGAGCAGUGUCACUCUACCUAAUAUCUCACUGGUCUGCAAAGGUGGCAGUGCUUAAACUAAAUAAUGAAUAUUUUGGAAACUGCUAAAUUCUAUGUUAAAUACUGUGCAGAAUAAUGGAAACAUUACAGUUCAUAAUAGGUAGUUUGGAUAUUUUUGUACUUGAUUUGAUGUGUGACUUUUUUUUCGUAUACUGUUGAAAUCAUGUAUGUUAUGACAUUGUUUAAAAAUUCAGUUUUUGUAUCUUGGGGCAAGACUGCAAACUUUUUUAUACCUUGUGGUUAUUCUAAGCCCUUUGCCAUCAAUGAUCAUAUCAAUUGGCAGUGACUUUGUAUAGAGAAUUUCAGUAGAAAAGUUGCAGAUGUAUUGACUGUACCACAGACAUAAUAUGUAUGCUUUUUACCUAGUUAGUAGCAUAAAUAAAACUGAAUCUCAACAUGCAAAGUUGAAUUCUAGGUUUGAUUUUUAAGAUUUUUUUCUUUUGCACUUUUGAGUCCAAUCUCAGUGGUGAGACACCUUCUACUAAAUGACAGGCAACAGCCAGUUCUAUUUGGCAGCUUUGGUUUUUUUCCCUCAUGCUCUACCAGGACUUCCCCACAGACAUUAUGGAUCAUGUGUAGAGUUGGUUAUUUUUUUAAUGUUUAUUUUACCGUAGCAAAAAUAGGCCUGAUUGUCUACACAGUGAUAAAUAGGUUGUAAUAAAAUCAAGAAUUAUCUUUUAGAUGCUUUUACUUUCUGCUUGGAGGGGUUUGUAAAGCUAUAGAAACACUUGUGGUGACAGUCCUCCUUAUAUAACCUGAAAUGAACAAGUCUUCUACUGCCUUGCUCAGGUCUUUUUAGUAAGGCCAUCCUGGAAACCACUGAGUUUGCUUAUUGUUGUGAUUUGAACAUGGAUCUUGAUCCAAGCUUUGUCUUUUGUUUUCUAAGUAACUUCUUUACCAACUCAUUUGUACUCUUAAGUACUUAAAAAUACUUUUGUUACAGACCUAAUAUGCUUCUUUAAAAGUUUGGUGAUUUACGUUUUAUUGGCAGAUUUAUAAAAAGAUACCUUCUGUAGAACUUGUUGACUUUAGGUCCAUUUUACUGUGAAUGAGGAAUAGGAGUGAGAGAGUUUGAGUAACAGAUUUUUUAAAAAUCCAGAUGAUUUCAUUAAAACCUUAACCAUCCAUUGAUAUAAUCCAUUUACCUCCUUUUCUACUUUAAGGAAGGUUUUCAUGUUUAAUCAUCUGGGAAGAGUAUGUGGGAAUAUUUGCUAAGAAGUAUCUCUUCAGAACCAAGCCACCUGUCUUGGCUUCUUUCUACUAAGAGCCAUAAAAAUAUAGAAAUACUUCUAGUUAUUAAUUGCUUAUAUUUGUACCUAGAUUUAGUUACAUGCUUUUGAGAAAACAUCUACUAUGUUGAUCAGUUAUUCCUGAGAACUUUGUUGUUAAUCUGUAUUUCUGUUCCUUGGAGGUGAUCAUCUUUGAUGAGUAAGGCUAAAGAAUCUCACUGGGUUUAAACUUUUACGUCUACUUGAAGGGUAAAAUAGUUUCUGCAGUUCUCAGAAUCUGAUUAUUAUGAGGAUAUGAUUCUGGGUGGGUUUUCUCUAGCUAAUUCAUAUCUCAGAGACUCUCAAAAUGUUGAACUUCAGUGACAGCUGACUGAGAGAUGAACCACGUACAGUAUGAGACCCGUUCCACUUCUGUCCAGUGCCUUUCAGUGCAUUAUCAGAGGGAGUGCUUCAUGGUGUUGCCUUUCUUUUCCAGGGUGUAGCUUCCUUUGUGGGAUAUAGUCUAUCUUGUUUUUUAUAGUUUUACUGCCCCUGGUCUACAAAGAUAAUGAUAAUAAAUCACUGCCAUUUAACCUUGCUUUUUCCAGAAACAUGGCUCAUUUGUAUUGCCAUAACCACUAAAUGGGUUGCCUAUCCCAUUCCUCCUGUCAACAGCACAGGUUUAUAGGCUGUAUGGUUUGGCUUCAUGAUAACCAUACUUGAAACAUCCAGGUAAACUGCACACAUAUUAGCUGUGUUGUAUUUCAGAUUUAAAAUCCAUUUUUGUGGGAAAGGGUGCGGUGUAUAAAGGGAGGUAUUUGUAAUACAAAUUUUGAAGGCAAAAUAAAAUGCCCUGUCUUCCAGAUGAUAAAUAUCUUUUUAUUUUAAAAGUUUAUUGCUAAUUGUAGGAAGGUGAGUUGCAGGUAUCUUUUUGACUGUGUCUGUCUGGGGAAGGAAAAUCUUACUUCAGGAGCAAAUUGGUAAAAUGUAUCUGUGGAGGUUAAAGAACAAAAAAAAUGAGAUGUUUCUGUGCCCAGUUUGGUGGUAACCGGUUCAUAGGUACUCGCUAGCUUUUCAAUGCAAAGUCAGAUUGGUUCAGGCCCUUUUUUGAGAGCGUUUUGGGAGAAGUUUCAUUCUGAGUAGGACAUAGUUCUCUUUGUUGAUAAUUUCGAUAGUUUAAUCCCUUUGUCAUUGCCAUUUUUAUUGGCGUUGUAUUUAAUGAUGGAUUGAGAAAAAUGGUGACUGAGGUAAAUGAGUGUAUGAAAACAAUUACCUAUAAAAUCAGUUACCAACUCUUGUAGGUUGGGCACACUCAGCAUGAAGAAAUGCUUUUUUCCCCCCAAAGGUAGAACCCAUCUUGUUGUAGAUAGCUAUCUGUAAAUAAUCUCCUAAAUAAUCUCCUAAAUCUUCCUUUACAAGAUUACAGAGAAUCGGCCAUGAGAAUCUCGUGCAAGCCUUUCCUUACUUUCCCUGAUAACUAGGUAAUUUCUUUUCUACAAUAAGGAUGUACAGAGUCAGUGGCCUUAUUCAUUCAAAAAGCAGUGUCCUUGUCCCAGUGUUGCUAGGUUUCUUGUUUAUCUGGUAUCACCGUGGAAUGAAAUUUUCCACAUAAUCCAAAUUUGCCUUAUUUAAGCAGAAAACUUUUUGUUUUAGCCAUUUUUUUGAUGGAGUUAUUUAAUAUGUAUAUCAGAAUAUACUGGAUUUAAUGUUUCUUUUUUUGUUUAGCUAUCUUUGAGGCACUUCAGGGGCUUCUAAGACAGGCAGGACUGGUUUGCCUUUAUGAAAGGGUCUCAGACUGCUACGGUUUUGAAUUUUUAGUUUUUUAAACCCUCUCUCCCCCUCCUGGUCUUCUCCCUUUCUGACAGCUGCCACUUCAUAUGCGCUUGUUAGUGUGCUUCCCCUUAGGAUUUUCUUCUUCCCUUUCCCCAUUCAUUAUGUCUAACUGCUUAGGCAAGGAAACCAGAUAACCAAACUUACUCAAACUUACUUUACAACACAAGAACAAGCUCUGGGACAGGACCCAAGAUGCUUUGCUGUAAAGUGUUGAAGAGGACUUCAUUGCAUUGGCAUUUGACAUCGGUUUGACUGCUUGGAGUGCUUCCUGUUCUUGCUGAGUUUCAGGUAGUUACGCUAGAGAGAAGUGAGUCAUAUUCAUAUUUUGCCCCUUAGAGUAAUAUUUUGAAAGGUUUCAUUGCUUCCACUUGAAUGCUGCUCAUAUAAAAACUGGGGUUACAAGGGUUACUAAAUUAGCAUCGAUAGCCAGAGGUAACACUGUUGCCUAGAGGACACCAGUAAACAAACACAACCAAACAAAACAAACCUUGAGAAUCUAGAGGGUCGUUUGUUUUGUUUUGGUGUCCCCUUUUAAGCCUUCUGGCCUUCCUCGUGUACAGAUAUUUUUGACCUAUAGGUGCCUUUAUGAGAAUUGAGGGUCUGAUAUCCUGCCCCAAGGAGUAGCUAAAUAAUUGCUGAUGUUUUCAGGGAUUUUAACAUCAGACUUGAAUGAAUGAAUGAAUGAAGCUUUUUUCCUUUUUUUAAUGUGGGAAGGACUGAGGAGAAACCUUUGGUGAAGACAAUCAUUUCUCUCUAUUGCUGUGGAUACUUCUCACACAGUUUAUUUCAGAUGCUUUCUUGAUAGACCCAGGGCCACUGUUCCUGUUCAGCCUGAAACAGCCCUGGGCCGGGCCAGCCAGUUGCACUCUCUAGUUUACGCUCUGCCACUAUUUUGAUGUGUGACCUUGGGCAAGUCGCUUACCUUCUCUGGGCCUCAGUUGCCUCAUCUGUAAAAUGAGGGAGUUGGACUAGAUUAGUUAUUCCAGCUCUGAAAUUCUAAGUGACCUUGCCUGCCUUGCAGCAGUUCUGGAUUUCUUCCUUAUCUUUCUUCUGCUGUUUGAGGGGGCUUUUUACUUACUUCCAUGUUAUGCAAAUGAGACUAGGCUUAACAUUUUAUUACUGUUCUCCCGUGGACAAAAAGUUACAUAGUAUGUCCUUAAGACUUAAUUUUAACCAAAGGCCUAGCACCAUCUUAGGGGCUGCAAUAAAUACUUCACAGAAAACCCACAAAAAAUUGAAAGGGGGAAAAGCCUUUAUUUUAUUUUUCCAUCAUCUCUGGUCAAAGUUUAUUAAUAAGGCUUUCUUUGAGUCACGACAUGCCAACUUUCAAGUUGGUAUGUGUGUGACACCAUCCUCCUAAGUGCUGUGUGCUGGUAAUGGUUUUUCAACUAAACUGUAUUGAAAACUUACUGUUAAUGCCUAAUGAUUAUUAGCGGUCAUUACUUUGGGUCUUUGGUUUCUUAACUCUAGUAUGCUCAAAACAGGGGAAUUCCUCCAAACUGCAUCACUUAAAAUGGUUUAUAUGACUCAAGAAAACCAGUAGAUCAUUAUUCACUUUAUUCUUGGCUCUUCUUAGGUCUAUUUUGAUUAGAUGACUUUUGGCUGGAUCAUUCCUUUCAGAGUUCUCCUCCAGCCUACCCUUGGAUGAGUAUAAUUAAUGAACUUGACUUUUUCAAGGACCUGGGGAGCCUUCUUUGGGGCUGGGUUGAGGGUCGGGGGUUGGAGAGUCCUGGUAGAGGCCAGCUUUUGUGGUAGCUGGAGAGGAAGGGAUGAAACCAGCUGCUGUUGCUAAGGCUGCUUGUCAUUGAUAGAAGGACUCAUGGGCUUGGAUGGAUUGAAAGGCUAAACUUGGAGUUGGCAAACUUCCAAGUAUUGGGUUCUGUUCAAUACAUUGGACAUGUGAUUUAAGGGAAAGGUAUGAAUGCUUGUAGAUGAUAAAAACCUGGUGGGCUGCAGAGCUCAGUGUGAACGAAAUGACUGGGGGUUUGAGGACAGAUUUGGUGGUGGUAUUUCCCAACUCUGUUUCUUCCCCUGAAGUCAGAGGAAUGCAGCUAUGCCAAAACCCAGAGGAGAGCCACUCUUAGCUUCUGCUUUUGGAACAACUGGUCAGCUGAAGCUCCAGUAGUUCCUUUGUGGCUUUCUGUAUACUUUUGCCUGGUUGAAGUCUGUGGCUAAAAAAUAGUUGAAACUUUCUUGAGAACUCUGUAACAAAGUAUGUUUUUGAUUAAAAGAGAAAGCCAACUAAA
Molecule: messenger RNA, 8412 nt
Organism: Lemur catta (Ring-tailed lemur)
Lineage: Eukaryota; Metazoa; Chordata; Mammalia; Primates; Lemuridae
Gene: SMAD4
Product: SMAD family member 4
Exons: 12
Coding region: 541-2202 (553 amino acids)
Biological process (GO): transforming growth factor beta receptor signaling pathway; anatomical structure morphogenesis; SMAD protein signal transduction
Cellular component (GO): heteromeric SMAD protein complex
Molecular function (GO): I-SMAD binding; RNA polymerase II cis-regulatory region sequence-specific DNA binding; DNA-binding transcription factor activity, RNA polymerase II-specific
Source: RefSeq, a predicted model, not a curated record